Messenger RNA from Setaria italica (foxtail millet), 491 nucleotides. RefSeq names its product monoacylglycerol lipase. Lineage: Eukaryota; Viridiplantae; Streptophyta; Magnoliopsida; Poales; Poaceae. Gene Ontology annotation, molecular function: lipase activity. Gene Ontology annotation, cellular component: membrane. The record is from RefSeq and is a predicted model, not a curated record.
UGACACCGUCUGCGACCCGGCAUGCGUCGAGGAGCUCUUCAGGCGCGCAGGGAGCAAGGACAAGACGCUCCGCGUGUACCCUGGGAUGUGGCACCAGAUCAUCGGCGAGCCCGAGGAGAACGUCGAGAAGGUGUUCGACGAAAUCAUCGCAUGGCUCAAGGCACGCUCCAGCGCCAGCGUUAGCGCCGGCUCCGCCACCGCCGACGCGCAAGAGCAGCAGUAGUUUGGGCACGCGUCCUGCGUGGGCGCCAUGGCCGCGAACUGCGUGCGUGGUCCGUUCCAUGGCGGAUUCUAGAUUCCUGCUACCAUCGAGUACGGGUCCAGCAAUAAACUUGUUGUGAUCACUGAAUUUGUUUGGUUCGAUGCUAGGAGUUCUCAUCUAAUGGUCCCGGUCUACCAUCUGCACCUGCUUGAGCAGCCGUCGCUACCCGUGAUGAAGAAUCUGGCAGCUUUGUUUCUUGAAUUUAAUGAAUGAGCAACAUUUUCUGUCA